CGGGGAGUUGCGCGUGUUGCAGUACCUGGGCUCCACGGUGGUGAAGGAGCUACGCGGCACCGAGUCCACCAAGAAGUCCAUUCAGAAGCUGAAGAAGUCUCCCAAGGAGGCGAAGUCCACGCCGGACAUCGUGCUCGCCAUCUCCUACCGCGGCGUCAAGUUCCUCAACACCCUCACGCA
Messenger RNA from Gryllus bimaculatus (two-spotted cricket), 180 nucleotides. The record is from the annotation of a GenBank genome assembly. Lineage: Eukaryota; Metazoa; Arthropoda; Insecta; Orthoptera; Gryllidae.